UUGGCCGCAGUUCUUUUCUCGGUUGAAACAGUACCGAACGAAACGCCGGUCCAGAUACAGCAGAACAGCUGGUUUGGGGAUAAGGCUUUUGAGAAUAACAUUGAAGUUUACCAAAACCAUCGAAGCUUUUUGCAAAGUGUCCUCGAUAGUUGGGGCCAAGUCAAUCUCACCUAUCCCAAAAACACCUUUGGCGAAUUCGUGUUUCCUGCUCUGAAAAUCCCAGAGCUUCCGAUCGAUGGUGCAACCGAAAACAUUACGAUCCGAGUGUCAACACCGGCGGCCAAGCUAGUCUCCAACUGCGAGAUACUGACGGAAGAAGAUAUUCACCUGAACAUUUCAGAGGGCGAUCGUUCGAACAACCUUCCUGAAGGGCACCCGAACCGAAUCUGGGCCCACGCGUCGUUUCCGGUAACGUGUCCGAACGGCACCGCCUCGACUUAUGGCACUCAAGAGCUCAUAGCUUGGACUUGGAGCCAGCACGAUUUUCAUCAAGGCUACUUUGCCGGAACAUUUGAAUCUGCGGACAAUCCCAUCGAUAAAGCUGACACCUGCAAUGUUGAAGUUGGAGACAACAACGACUUGCUCGUGCCUUGGCAGGUGAAAACCUAUGUAUGGGGAAGUUGGGACUACGACAAGUCUUACCGUGUUCAUAAGGAUAGACUAUCCUUCUUCCGAUGCUGGCGAUGCAACUACACAUGGGCCCAAGUUAUGGUCGACGUGCAUUUGAAAUAUGUGAAAGGGGAUUUCCUGAUCAAUCACAUAACCCCUCCCGAUUCGUCGACCACGCAACCCUGGAAUCCGCCCUUUGCAAUCCCUCUUCAAAAUACAUACCUCAGCAAUAUGGGCAGAACCGGCGAAGUGUACCCUACUAAUCGUUAUACAAAUGAAGCCGGGAAUAUGUAUGACUACUUCCCAUCCCUAUUUGGGCCGCAAAGGAAGCAUCCCUUGGAGAUACUAGGCGACCCAGAGUCUGACGAUAUCAUAUUGGAAGAGCUGAGGGCCGCGUUCUCUUUCACAAGCGCUCAGCUCGCCAAUCUGGAGCACCGGCUAAGGAUUGGAGAGGACUCAUACUCUACCGCCUUCCCAGCAGAGGGACUUCCGCCCAUCGAAGCGGCCAUCAUCGACGGUGGCCGGCGCCGGCUUGUACAGAGUCCUCCCAUCACGUAUGUUAUCAUCGGAAUCUUGAGCUUUGUAAUUAUUAUCAACGUAUGGGCUCUGGUCUCUGAUACCUUGCGGUGGAUGGGAAUCCGGAGUGGGCUGUUGAGCAUGGAUGUGAAGGGCCUAGCGCCGGAAGGGUUUAGCAGUAUCGCCAUGGUGACGAGUUUGCUUUAUGAGUCGAACGCCGCGAGAUACAUCCCAGAAGCCACUGAGAGGCUGCCAACAUCAGAACUUCAUGGGCUGCUCGCUGGCAAGAAAUUCAGGCUGGGUUGGUUCCGGAGGAAAUCGGAUCAGACGAGUCACUUCACUGUUGGUGUCAUGGACGACGAAGACUUCCCCUUCAUGGGCAGCAAGCUGGAUUCAAAAACGGAGCACAACAUGCCACACGAGCGCGUAUUGAAAAUCUCACAGAAAACGAUAUGUGAAGGCAGGGCGGCUGAUGCAGCGGAAUGA
Messenger RNA from Colletotrichum karsti, 1611 nucleotides. RefSeq lists its product as uncharacterized. Lineage: Eukaryota; Fungi; Ascomycota; Sordariomycetes; Glomerellales; Glomerellaceae. The record is from RefSeq and is a predicted model, not a curated record. The transcript has a single exon.